Molecule: messenger RNA, 3220 nt
Organism: Gasterosteus aculeatus aculeatus (three-spined stickleback)
Lineage: Eukaryota; Metazoa; Chordata; Actinopteri; Perciformes; Gasterosteidae
Gene: mmut
Product: methylmalonyl CoA mutase
Cellular component (GO): mitochondrion; cytoplasm
Molecular function (GO): methylmalonyl-CoA mutase activity; cobalamin binding; metal ion binding
Source: RefSeq, a predicted model, not a curated record
UUUCACCGGAGCUCGCUAUUGGCUAACCGGUAAUGUUAUGAGACUCCAUUGGACAGACGCACUCACGCCUUUUCGCCCCUUUGAAAAAGCACAACAGGCGACAAGUGAUCCAUGUGCGUCUGAUUGAAUCAACAUUGAAGCAUGCUGACUGCACAGAGGGCAUGUGCAGCGAUGGCUGCCCGGCGAAUGGCGAGAGCCUCUGUUUUCUCAGCGCACCGCUCCCUCGUGCACACGACGACGCCGCGUCGGGACCAGGUCGAGCUGCAUCCCGAAUGGGCCACGCUGGCUAAGAAACAGCUGAAGGGGAAGAACCCGGAAGAUCUGAUCUGGCACACGCCGGAGGGACUCGACAUUAAGCCUGUAUACACCAAAGCAGACUCCACCGACCGUCCGGAUGAAUUGCCGGGAGUGUUUCCCUACACUAGGGGGCCCUAUCCCACCAUGUACACCUACAGACCGUGGACCAUCCGGCAGUACGCUGGCUUCAGCACUGUGGAGGAGAGCAACAAGUUCUAUAAAGAUAACAUCAAAGCUGGUCAGCAGGGUCUCUCCGUGGCGUUCGACCUCCCGACACACCGCGGCUAUGACUCGGACAACCCCCGGGUCCACGGGGACGUCGGCAUGGCCGGAGUCGCCAUAGACACCGUCGAAGACAUGAAGAUGUUGUUUGACGAAAUCCCGCUGGAGAAGAUGUCCGUUUCCAUGACAAUGAAUGGAGCGGUCAUCCCCGUGCUGGCGAUGUUCAUCGUGACCGGAGAGGAGCAGGGCGUGUCCAAAGCCAAACUCACUGGCACCAUUCAAAACGAUAUUUUGAAGGAGUUCAUGGUACGCAACACCUACAUUUUCCCCCCGGAGCCUUCCAUGCACGCCAUCGCAGACAUCUUCGCUUACACCACCAAGAACAUGCCCAAGUUCAACUCCAUAUCCAUCAGCGGCUACCAUCUUCAGGAGGCUGGAGCUGAUGCCAUCCUGGAAGUAGCCUACACCAUCGCUAACGGCCUGGAGUACUGCCGCACGGGUCUGAAAGCAGGCUUAACCAUCGAUGAGUUUGCCCCGAGGUUGUCUUUCUUCUGGGGCAUCGGGAUGAAUUUCUACAUGGAGAUUGCCAAGCUGAGGGCGGGCAGGAGGCUGUGGGCGACGCUCAUCAAAGACAACUUCCAGCCCGAAAACGCCAAGUCUCUGCUCCUGCGCACGCACUGCCAGACCUCAGGCUGGUCCCUCACCGAACAGGACCCGUACAACAACGUGGUGCGCACGGUGAUCGAGGCCAUGGCCGCCGUGUUCGGGGGCACGCAGUCGCUGCACACCAACUCCUUCGACGAGGCGCUGGGUCUGCCCACGGUGAAGAGCGCUCGCAUCGCCAGGAACACGCAGAUCAUCAUCCAGGAAGAGUCGGGCAUCCCCAAAGUCGCCGACCCCUGGGGGGGGUCGCACAUGAUGGAGGCCCUCACGGAUGACGUCUACGACAAAGCUUUAAAGUUCAUUAAAGAAAUUGAGGAGGUGGGGGGCAUGGCCAGAGCGGUGGCAGAGGGCCUCCCGAAGCUUCGUAUCGAGGAGUGUGCCGCUCGCAGGCAGGCCCGCAUCGACUCAGGGUCGGAGGUCAUCGUUGGGGUGAACAAGUACCGCCUGGGAAAGGAGGAGAGCGUGGAGGUGCUGGCUAUAGAUAACACUGCUGUGCGUGAGAAACAGAUUGAAAAACUGAAAAAGGUGAGAGCUAGUCGCAACCCGGAGGCAGCAAACAAGUGCCUGGCAGCCAUAGAGGCGUGUGCGCGCACCGGGGAGGGCAACCUCCUGGCGCUGGCCGUGGAGGCAGCGCGAGCCAGAUGUUCGGUCGGUGAAAUCACCGACGCCAUGAAGAAGGUGUUUGGUGAGCACAAGGCCAGCACCCGGAUGGUGAGCGGCGCUUAUCGCAGCGAAUACGGCGAGCGCGACGAGAUCUCCGUGACCCUCAACAGAGUCGCAGACUUUAAGAAGCACGAGGGCAGGAACCCUCGACUGCUGGUGGCGAAGAUGGGGCAGGAUGGUCACGACAGGGGGGCCAAAGUCAUCGCCACAGGGUUCGCCGACCUGGGCUUUGACGUAGACAUCGGACCGCUGUUUCAGACGCCGCUGGAGGUGGCCCAGCAGGCGGUCGAUGCAGACGUGCACUGCGUCGGGGUCAGCACGCUCGCCGCCGGGCACAAGACGCUGGUCCCCGAGCUCCUCAAGGAGCUGCGGAAGCUCAACAGGCCGGAUAUCCUGGUCAUCUGCGGCGGCGUCAUCCCCCCACAGGACUAUGAGUUCCUGUACCAGAGCGGCGUGAGCGCCAUCUUCGGCCCGGGAACCCGGAUCCCACAAGCUGCCGUGGAAGUGAUAGAAAGCAUCGAGAAGAGCCUGGAAAACAUCCGGCAGGCCAUGUGAACUCCCGCCACGAGGACCGGUCGUGUUGUAUCAACAACGAAGACGCGAGUGGAAGCUCACACGAAAUCUGUGUCUCACGAGAAAAAAAAGACAACAACGACGGAGAAACGUGAUUUGCCAUCGUGAAAAUGCUGAAUGUGCAGCCUUCAAAGCCGUUGUAUUAACAUUGCCUGUGAAGACGUGUGAUUUAAAUAACUAAUCAUGUCCUCACCUCAAUUUGCCCUUUUUUAUUCUUAAAAGAAAAAGAAGCUAGGAUCACAAACACAGUGUUGAGAUAUCCCGUCACACACCCCCUCACAUAAAUGAUGACUCAGUGUGUAACUCUCCGCUUUAUUGAUAGCAUAGAAAUGCAGGAAUACAAUUUGACAGAAAUGAGACUUUAUUAACAAUCUAACAACAACACAUUUAAUUACAAUAGCUUUCACUAAACAAAGGUACCGCAGCGCCGUGUGUGAGAAACAUCGGCUCGGGAUGGGAGCUAUGAAACCUGCUUAGAACAUAAUGCUUUCAUUGUGAAACGCGUGCGUCGGUUUGAAUUCCACGUUAGCCGCGUGUUAUGAGUGCCGAGGGGCUGGAGUGGAUUGGUACAAAUGCACGUUAUUACCCGUGGGUUUAUUUUUAUGGAAAUGUUCUUCAUGCAGUUUACCGGGACACUUCACUCAGAGGUAAAACCAGAGGACAGUGAUUGCAAAUUGCAAAGCAGAUUUUUCUAUGUGUGACUUUGAAUCAGGCUCAACGCUCUUUGGUUGAAGUGAGCUUUGGAGAUGUGCGUAAGGAUCAUGUGCACCUUUCGAUAUAAAGUGGGAGAAUUCAAUGUCAA